AUGCCAGAAAAUGAAUCUAAUUCUCUAUCAAGAAAACUUGGCAAACUUGGAUCUCUUGGUUAUAAACAUCGAUACAGUGGGAAGACAGCUUUGCAGAUGUAUAAAGACAUUUCUGUCCAGCUCCCUCGACCCAACCAAACAGUUGAAAGAAGUCGCAGUAAGACAUAUCCAAAAAGAGCAUCAAAAGUACAACUUGGGUCACAUUGUACAAGUCAGGUUAUUACAUACAAAGAAACUGGAGAAAAUGAAGAAAGAGCCAAAAUUAUUGCUCCAUCACCAAUUAAAAGUUUUAAAAAGUUAAGAAAUGAAAGCAGCCCAGAAACCCAAAGAAGUAAAACCAGUGCACCAUGGGAAGAAAACUGUCCUCAAAGUGGACUUUAUAAUUCUCCCAGUGACCGAACUAGAUCACCAAAGUUUCCCCAUUCACGACGGCAUCCUUCGGGCGGAAGUGAAAAUGAGCCUGCGCAGCCUUUCAGAAGAAGAUCACGAUCCCGUUGCAAUACCAGCAGUGGAAGUGAAUCAGAAAAUUCUAAUAGGGAACAUAGGAAGAAGAGACACAGGUUACGACAAGAGAAUGACAUGGUUGAUUCAGCUCCUCAGUGGGAAGCAGUGCUGAGGAGACAAAAAGAAAAAAACCAAACUGAACCCACCAAUCGGCGUUCCAGGCACAGAUCACGAUCGAGAAGUCCAGAUGUUCAAGCAAAGGAAGAAUUGUGGAAACACAUUCAAAAAGAACUCGUGGAUCCAUCUGGCCUAUCCGAGGAUCAACUAAGAGAGAUUCCAUAUACUAAAAUAGAGACUCAAGGUGACCCUGUUCGCAUUAGACACUCACAUUCUCCUCGAAGCUAUCGCCAUUAUCGACGAUCCCAGUGCUCUGAUGGGGAGAGAUCUGUUCUGUCAGAAGUGAAUGCCAAAGCAGAUCUUGUUCCUCCUCUCCUGGUUACCCGCUCCUCGGAUGCUCAUUGUCCCACCACUGCAGUAUCUCAUCAGCGGCGAAAUGGAUCUAAGGACAGCCUUUUAGAAGAAAAAAUACAAACAUCUAUCAACAAUGUGGAUGGAAAACACAGUGCUAAGACUAUAAAAAUUGUUCCGGCAUCAAGGCUCAAGAUAGAGACCUGAUUUUUAUCACACACAAGACUCUGGAAGAAUGCAAAUCCCAAAUCCAAAUAAACACUU
Messenger RNA from Protobothrops mucrosquamatus (brown spotted pit viper), 1176 nucleotides. Its product is annotated as band 4.1-like protein 4A. The transcript is spliced from 12 exons. Bases 1 to 1119 code for a protein of 372 amino acids. The record is from RefSeq and is a predicted model, not a curated record. Lineage: Eukaryota; Metazoa; Chordata; Lepidosauria; Squamata; Viperidae.